AUGGCUGUGCCAACAACUACAGCAUCUGACUGUAAGCUCGGCCGAUUCUCUGCGAUGCUCGCUGGAAAGGUACCUGAUUUUGCAGCUGACGGCAGGCAGUCCGUGAGACCACCGUCAAUGCAUGAAGGCAUGAAAGAGCCUGAGAAAGUUGCCCUGCCAAGGUCUCAGGCAAAAAGACCUGCACCGCUGGUAAAGGAAAGCGUCCGGGCGAAACUCCUUGCAAUCGUGGUCGCUCCUCAUAUAACAACGUUGUCAGAGGUAGAGCAGCUGAACCAAUGCUUGGAGUCCAUAGUUGCCCAGUCAGUUCUCCCCACAGCGCUGUGGGUGUGUUGGCAUGCAGAGAGCUUCACUGUGAAGCUGGCUGUGUCCCACGCACUUGAUGAGCUGAUGCCCAGGUGCUGCCGGAAAGGCACGCCGCUGACACAGCUGCAGCUCGACGAAGCGGCAGGUCAAUGGAGAAACGUCGAAGCAGUCCUAAAGGUGCGGCAGCGUAUGGGUGGGGACGUGUGCGACAUGUGGGUUGUCCUCACGCAGCCAAACGAGCUUUGGCACCCACGACGUUGUGAGCAGAUUUGUCAAGAGGCAGCCAGAGCGCCGGCCGAAACUUCCAGCCUCCUCUUGACAGAGGGAUUCAAGCGCGAGCAUGACGUGGUGAGCAUUGCUCAGGUGGAAGAGCACUUCGCAUCGGGCAGCCUGGGACAUUUAUCAGAAAACGAUGUCAGAACCACUUGCUCGAGCAUAGUCGUGCGUGUGCCUAGCCUGGCAAAGUUUUUGGCAUCAAUUUCCUCAGACGUUCUGAGGCACGAGUUUUGCGAUCUUGCUUUUUGCAGUUAUGCGUGGAACGACCCUUGCGGGCAAGUCACAAAAUUAGACCUCCCUUGGUCCGUUUGCUUGUGCUGCCAUGAUCUGGCAGCGCGGCUCGCUGAGUUUGCACUUGGCAGUGUCGUGGAUGGAGACGGUUACGAUGCUUCCUUAGAAGAAAGAAAGAGUGCCCUCAUCAAGCGAAGAUCUGCCGGGGACUGGGCCUAUGCCAUCUCUGCUGCAGACUUCGUACGGUUCAUUGCUUGCUGCAGGUUGGGUGCAGAAGCUCUCUAUUUGAUUGGCAUGUUUUAUCCGGGCGAAGACCGGAUGCUGGCCGUGUUGAAGCUAGACCUGUGGCGAAGAGUUGCGCAGAAGUGGCAGCUGUGCCAGAAUGGAUGCAAUUGGAUUGAAGAGCAGACCGAUCACCACUGUCCGUGGAUCAACAACUGCGUGGGCUUCUACAACAGGAAGUUCUUCAUUCAGCUUCUUUCUUAUGUGUAUCUCAGUCUUAUCAUAGUGGUGCUCUUCACCAUCCCCGAGAUUUACACUCGAAGUAUGGAACUUACCCGGUCCCCAAACAGGUACGGCGAGUCCACUUACUUCUGUUUGGAGACGGUGUUCCUGACUCUUGCGUCUCCCUCUGGAGCGUUGGUGGAGUUGAAAUAUGCCACAGCAGACCUGCUAGAGCUACCUCCGAAAUGUCAUCGACUACUUUGUGGUGGAGAGAUCAUGAGCAGCAGUAAGCGAAUGAAGGACUACAGCCAAAGCCAAAGUGCCUUUGAGGUCACCGUGGUUAUUUCCCACGAGCUCAUUUACAAGCGCAUGUGGGAUCCGUGUGGCGAAGUGAGGCAAGCUGCCCUCAACACACUUGGAAGGGCUGCAGAGCCUGGUUCCAAGGCAGCAAUCGAGGCAGUAUGCCAAUGCCUUGAGAAUUGCAGCGGUGAGGUUCGGCGAGUGGCCAUCAAGACGUUGUCCUGCAUUGCCGAAGAUGGCAACCAGGAGGUCAUUAGUCUUCUCUGUGACAACGUGGCGUGCAGUGAUCUUUUCACAAAAGACCCAUGGCCUGCAAUUGGCACUCACUGGGACCUGACGUGGCACAGCGCAGAGCUCUCAACUCCAGGUCACAAAAACCUUGUCUCCAGCGUGCUCGACCUGGUGGAGAACAGGCAAGCAGCAUCCAGGCGGCUUGCAAUGGAAUCGUUGCCACAGGUCACAGCACCCGGUGACGCCAGAUCCAUUAAGGCAGCCUGCACCUCGCUGCGAGAUGAGGAUGCGAAAGUGAGGCAACUGGCCGCACAAGCCUUGGGACAACUGGCAACGAGAGGUGACAGCGAAGUGGUGGAGAUGCUGCUGGAGAGGAUGCAGGACCGAGACAAAAUGACUCGGCGCCAUGCGACAAUGGCGCUGGGCCAUGCCCUCGCAGUUCUUGAUGCGCUCUCCAGGAACUCCUCGGACAUAGCUCUGAGGCGGGUGGCCUCUACAGCGCGGGAGGCGAUUCUUUGCUGCCCUCUCAACAGCGAGUUUUGCAUGGCUACCCUCCUGAUUUGCACGCUCACAAACUUCAUAAAGUUUCACAUGAAGUUAGUCUUGGAAAACUACACGACCAUCGAGAAUUUGGAGCGUGAGGAGGGUGCAAAGAGCAAGUUCGACAUCGGCCGUCGCAGGAAUUGGGAGCAGGUCUUCGGGCAAAACCCUUGGAUGUGGUGGCUUCCACUGCACACGCAGGCUUCCCGGCCGAUCGGCGAUGGUGUCCGAUGGCGGGUGCACUAUACCAGAGUGAUCGAUGAGGACGAAGAGUUGCCCGCAGACGAGGAGGGCAUGUCACAAGCAAGCAGAUUACUAAACCAGGGCAAUGCCGGAUCCGCAAAUCGAUCUACCGGAAGGUAG
Molecule: messenger RNA, 2688 nt
Organism: Symbiodinium necroappetens
Lineage: Eukaryota; Dinophyceae; Suessiales; Symbiodiniaceae
Source: the annotation of a GenBank genome assembly